AUGAAAUCCCUCCUCGCCUUCCCCCUCCUCCUCUUCCUUCCCCUCCUCCCACAAACCACCGCCCUCGUAACCCCCUGCAUCAUCGGCGGCACCGAAGUCCCCAUCGAAGUCCACCCCUACCAAAUCGCCCUCCUCUACGGCGGCGCCCGCACCUGCGGCGGCAGCAUCCUCAGCCCGCGCCACAUCAUCACCGCCGCCCACUGCGUCGCCAGCGCGACCCCGAGCCGCCUACGCAUCCGCGCGGGCUCCGCCCUCUGCGACGCCGGCGGAAUCUUGGUCAGCGUCACCGCGAUAGCAAUCCACCCGAACUACUCCGCCCCGACCGUCGACAACGACCUCGCCAUUCUGACAUUGUCCCAGAAUCUGACUUUCGGCCCCAAGAUCGCGCCCGUGGGGUUGCCCGCGUUCGGGGCGGAUAUCCUAGUCCCCGGCGCCGAGGUGGUGGUCUCGGGCUGGGGCGCGACCGGCGAGGGCGGCGCAAACUCCCCGACCCUGCGGGCUGUGACGGUGUCGGUCGUCGGGCGGGAGGAGUGUCGUGCCGGGUAUCAGAGGUUCGGGCCGGUGACCGACAGCAUGUUCUGCGCGGGGACGCCCACGGGCGGAAGGAAUGCUUGUGGCGGGGAUAGUGGGGGGCCUGCUGUUGUGGUUGCCGGCGGGAAUGGGGAUGGGAAUGGGAGCGGGAGCGGGAGCGGGAAGGCUGCCCGUGGGGUUUUGGUGGGGGUGGUCUCGUGGGGGCAUGGCUGCGGACGGAAGGGGUUUCCCGGGGUUUAUGCGAGCACGUCAUUUCUGAGGGGGUUUAUUGGUCGGGUUACGGGGCUGUAG
Messenger RNA from Aspergillus aculeatus ATCC 16872, 822 nucleotides. Its product is annotated as serine protease. The record is from RefSeq and is a predicted model, not a curated record. Gene Ontology annotation, molecular function: serine-type endopeptidase activity. Bases 1 to 822 code for a protein of 273 amino acids. Gene Ontology annotation, biological process: proteolysis. NCBI's taxonomy places the organism in Eukaryota, Fungi, Ascomycota, Eurotiomycetes, Eurotiales, Aspergillaceae. The transcript has a single exon.